Molecule: messenger RNA, 3863 nt
Organism: Drosophila ficusphila
Lineage: Eukaryota; Metazoa; Arthropoda; Insecta; Diptera; Drosophilidae
Gene: Mov10
Product: putative helicase MOV-10
Exons: 5
Coding region: 527-3070 (847 amino acids)
Biological process (GO): regulatory ncRNA-mediated post-transcriptional gene silencing
Cellular component (GO): P granule; cytosol
Molecular function (GO): RNA binding; 5'-3' RNA helicase activity
Source: RefSeq, a predicted model, not a curated record
AAUUUGCUGGAGUUUGUUUCCUAUUGACGAUGUUAUUUAUAAUAAUAAUUAUAGUAAACAGAAUCUUAAAAGUCCAAUAAUAAAAUACAACUGCAUAGUUAAGAUCGCAGUUACACAUUAAAGUUCAUAUAGCGCUUAUCUUUAAAAACCCAUAAAUGCAAUUUCUUGGAAAUGCAGUUGACUAAGAACCCUUUACAGUUAUUUAACCGAAACACCUUCUACGUGACCGGAUGCACAAUUUUACGUUUAUGAGUCAUGGAAACAAAGGCAUGAGAAUAAAGCGGACGUUGGUUGAUUUCGUUACUAAUAAGUUGAUUCUCGCAUUAUUUAAGCUCCCAGUUUCCCCUUCAUCUCUCAAUAUUCAAUUUUCAACAGAUUGGUUAGCGGAAAAUUGGGAUCCCCCGGUAUUGUUAGCUUAUCAGGGUCUAUAAAUUCGACUUUGCAGUGGCCUUAGUUUAGUACUCAAAAGUUCUUCAACAGACAAACAAAGCGUUCAAUUUAAAGACAAAUUAAAGUAAAUAACAAAAUGGGAUCAACAUUAACUAAGAGCAGCAAGGAAACCAUGCACGCUAUCGAGAAUUUGGAAUUGUUGGAUCACCAGUUGUCGCGAAUAGCCCUCAUAGCGAAUGCAGAUCACAGGCUAACUCAAAAGAAACAAACAUUUAUAUUGGGACCAAAAGCUAUUGAUGAUGGGAAACCAGACGACCCUGUGGAAAAACAGAAGCGACUUUGGGCGUUGAUGCGCAAUUUGCCACAUUAUCCGCCCAGUGCCGAAAUGCUACAGGCUUUGCCCACCGAAUUCACCGACAAGGACUUGACUACUCAAAAUGCAGUUUUUGCCGAGUAUCUGACCACAAAGCGUUUGGAGUUUUACAACGUAUGUUCCGUGAUGCAAACGCUGCUGACAAUCGAGGACCUGUCCACCAUGCAGCUGUACGCCCUACUGCUCCAACCGGACGUGGCUGUACAACGAGUUGGAAAGUUAUCCUAUAAGAUUGUUCUCAAAACCACGAGCGUGAAUGCUGAGGAUGUGGUGGCCCCCAACCUGGACGAAGUAGUGUUGGUGCCCAAGUCCAGCUUGAUAGCCUCUCCGCUUCCAAAAAACCUACUGAUGGCCCUUCUGCCCCACGCCAACGAAUUUUUGGAAAAGAAUGAUCCGCAGCGUCGUUAUGUGGCUAAUGUGGACCAGGUCAGCCGCACCACUGUUCAUUUCCGUUUUGGCCGCCAUAAUUGGCCCGGUGACGAUAUCUUGCAAGGUCAAGGCUUCUGCGCCAUAAUUCGCUCAAGGCGCACACCCUUCCGAUACAUGUAUCGCGCGCUAAAACUGCUCCAGGAGAGUCCAUUGGUGCGCCGCUACUUGUUUCCGUUUCCCGGCUGGUUGACCCAGAUGGUGGACCAGUCGAAGAUCCAACUGCGUGACUGCGGAACCUUGCCCAGCUGGAUGCAAGCGAAGCCAAAAAUAGAGACCGUUCCUUCGCAAGCUAUCUUGCUCCUCAAUCCGACCAUUUAUUCCAAUACAGAGCAGUUCCAGGCGGUGAAGAGGAUCGUCGCAGGACCAAGCACUGAGGGACCCUACAUCGUGUUCGGACCACCAGGCACUGGAAAAACCACUACUAUUGUGGAGACCAUUCUACAGCUGCGCCUUCUGCAACCUAGAAGCCGCAUUCUUGUAACCGCCGGUUCGAAUUCGGCCUGCGACACAAUCGCCCUGAAGCUGUGCGAGUACAUUUCCAGCAACGAGCGGCUCCGGAAGCACUUUGCCCAGCAGGAGCAGCCGAAGCCUGAUCGGCAGUUGAUUCGCGUAUUCUCCCGUUCCAUCCACCACAAGGGACUGAAGACCGUGCCGCCACUGCUGCUGAAGAAUUCCAACUGCUCGAAGCACAUCUACGAGCACCUUGGAGUUUCACAUAUCCUCCAGUACGGCAUCACAGUGGCCACUUUGUGCACCGUGGGACGCUUGGUCAGCGACGAUCUGGGCAAGCACAAAUUCUUUAGCCACAUUUUCAUCGACGAGGCGGGCGCUGCCACCGAGCCGGAGGCCUUGAUCGGCAUAAUGGGAAUCAAACAGACUUCGGACUGCCAUGUCAUCUUGUCCGGCGACCACAAGCAGCUGGGCGCCGUCAUAAAGAGCAAUCGGGCAGCGUCCCUUGGGUUGAGCCAUUCCCUAAUGGAGCGUCUUCUCCGCUCGGAUUGCUACAAGGUGGAUGCAAAUGGGAACUUCGAUCGUUCUUUGCAGACGCGACUGCGCCGAAACUAUCGAUCCCAUCCGGAAAUUGUGCGCCUGUUCAACGAGCUGUACUACAACGGAGAGCUGAUCGCGCAGGCCCCCGAUGCAGAUGUAAACUUAGCGGAGAACUGGGCCCUGCUGCCCAACCCACGGUUUCCCAUCAUCUUCCAGGCCACACAUGGAGUCACCAAACGAGAGCAGCACUCCACCAGCUCGUUCAACCAGCUGGAGGCCCAAGUCCUGUGCUGGUACGUAAAACGCCUCAUAAACGACGGCUUGGGGCACGGAAAAAGAGUCAGCCAGGAAGAUAUCGGCAUAGUAGCUCCGUACACGGCCCAGGGCAAACUUGUUACCAAACUUCUUCAAAGCCAGGGGCACCCCAACGUGGAGGUGGGCAGCGUCGAGACUUAUCAGGGCCGGGAGAAGCCCAUUAUAAUCGCCAGUUUGGUGCGAUCGUUCGCCAACAUGGGAUUCAUGCGCAGUCCGCGCCGAGUCAAUGUGCUCCUGUCGAGAGCCAAGUCUUUGCUGAUACUGGUUGGGAACCCGGUCACGCUGCGACAUCACCGGGACUUCAAGUCGAUCAUUAGGGAGUGCAAGAAUCAAGGCACAUACGUUUUCAAGAAGAAGGGUGCCCAACAGAGACCGGAAUUCCUUCCAGAUGUUUAUGAGGAGCAGUCCGAUGAGGAGUCGAGCAGUGAGUCGGAGGACGAGGAGGACACUCCUUGGUUUGCCAGGAUGCCACAGGAUAUAAGUGUGACUACGGACAAAAUGGAAAAGCGUUUUUCCGUAUCAGAGGAGCUCACAAAGGCUAUAAGGAAUCAUUUGUGUCAGUUAUCAAUUUAGAGACCCGAAGAAACUAAAGACACAUUGUGUCGGAAAUUAUGAAACUGAAACUUUGUGUUAAGACUUUGAAAAAGUAUUAGAUUAAGCGAAUAGUGUUAUAGUGUGCCUCUAGGAUAAACCUUAAGAACUGAAGUCAAGAAGAUCCAAUUUUCUAGCUGCUUUGACAGCACUUUGUAAUGUAAGCAUUCCCCAUCUGUAAAACAGAAGUUUUUGUAUUUCUUUUAAUAUGAGUUUCUGAUAACAAUAUUCGGUUUGCGCCGUCUAGGACUGCGUUACGAUGAAUAACAACCUUAACACUCCAUUUAAAAGCCUGCAAAUGAAAACAGAAAAAUUCAAUAUAAUAAGAUUUGUGUAAGAAAUGGACCAAUCAAAUCCAAACGGAUGAGUUAUCAUGAAUGUGUUAAGUCAACUUCGACGUUUUAAGCCAAGUUUUAUAUUAAACCAAAUCGUUGAUACGAAUCGAUGUGUAUGCAUUAUCAUAUAUACGUAUAUAUUUAAGCGGUGUCUAUAUAAUUAGUAAAACGUUUACAAAAUACAAAUACAAUGAAGUUGCUGCGUUAGGUUUUGAAAAAUGUUUAAAAAUAGUUUUGCUCUUGUCAUAUUACAUAUUCAAUUUUUUUUCAACGCUCUAUCGUUUAAAUUCGUUCAGUCUUUGUUAAUCAACAACUUUGUUAAAGUGUUUACUUUUUACGUUGAGUUUCGUUUUUGUUCGAUUUUUUAAGCCAUCGAAGAUGAUAAACAUGUUUGCGAAAGAAAUGCCAAGUUUAGUUCGAUUAAAGUUUGCUUGAAUAAA